Molecule: messenger RNA, 1433 nt
Organism: Scylla paramamosain (green mud crab)
Lineage: Eukaryota; Metazoa; Arthropoda; Malacostraca; Decapoda; Portunidae
Exons: 10
Coding region: 1-1224 (407 amino acids)
Biological process (GO): cell surface receptor signaling pathway
Cellular component (GO): membrane
Molecular function (GO): transmembrane signaling receptor activity
Source: RefSeq, a predicted model, not a curated record
AUGGCAGGUGGCCUGGGUGACCUCCAGGAGAUCCCUCUAUGCUGCCCCCUCAAUGCUGUGUUUGAGAUGGGCCACAACUGCACCACACCUCCGCAGGGCUGGACUUGGCGCCCACACCUGUCCGGAGAACCCACCGCUAACUUCAUGUACACUGGAUUUCCUAAAUGCAAGAUUAACGAGCCAGUGCCGUUCUACCAGAAGGAGGUGUUCUUCAACGAUGGUGAGGCCUUUGUGCCUAACUAUGUGCAGCUCUACUCCAUCCCCAAGGAGAAGUACUGCGUGGUCAAGGUGUACGACAAGGCGGACCCGGAGGAGUGCGAGAUCCAUCGUACCAAGGUGUUCGUGUGUCUGGAAAAGCAACAGGAAGAACCCGGCCUAUACUGGACUGGUGUUGGCCUGGCUCACACCUUUCUGGCUCUCACCCUUGUCACCUUCUUCCUCGUCAGGGAUCUUAGGUGUCUACAGGGCCAGUACAUGAUCUGCUUCCUCCUCUCCCUGCUGGCGUACAACAUCUGCCUCCUGCCGGGGUCUGUCAUUGCCCUUGCCAUCAGCUUUGUUUCCUGUGUCUCUCUUGGUGCGGUGAAAUAUUUCUUCUUCUGCGGCGUGAUGCUGUGGUUUAACGUGAUCUGUUUCGAUGUGUGGCGCACCAUGCAGAGCAAGCAGGACAUCGGGUCAAGGCGUCGGUUCCUGCUCUACUCGGUGUACACGUGGGUGGUGGGGGCGGUGCUGACCACAGCAGUGCUGGUGGUGCCUUACCUGUCCGGCAAGACCCACGACUCAGCCCUUAUGGAGACCAACACCUCCGACUGCAAGCUGAAAACGGACAUCAACAUGAUCCUGCAGCUGGUGGAGGUGCUGCUGAUGGUGGUGAAUCUGGUGUUCCUCAUCCUGGCAUCCACUCAUAUUUGCAAGUAUCCGAAGUUUGGCAAUGGGCUCACCAGGUGCGACGCCACUCUCAGCCUCAAGCAAGGAUGGAAGCUGUACAUCAUCAUGAUAGGACACACCCUCAUUGACGUGCCCGAUGACAUCCUCACCAUCAGAGUCGUGGACCUGUGGAGGUACGUGUUAAUUGAAUCAAUGGCCCUGUUUGCCGUGUUCGCCUACCGCAAGACAGUGCUGCGUCACCUGUACGGCCUCCUCUGCUGUGGUCGCUGUAGCCCUCGCAGUGACGAUGACACCAAUGGAGCCAUCCCAGAGAAACACCAGCUCACCACUGUGCACUGAGAGAGACGGUGAAGGAGGCACUGAAGGAGGGGAGGAAGAGAAAUAUGAAGAAGUGCUGGAGAUUAAUGUUUUUGAAGGAGAGGGAAAGAAAAGUGAUAUAAAGAAAGAAUAGAAGAAGAAAGCUAAUGAAGAAGGGAUAGAAGGAAGAAUGAGAUUGACUACUAAUAAAGAGGAGAAUGGAAGAAAGGAAGAUACUAGAACAAGGAAAA